Molecule: messenger RNA, 573 nt
Organism: Lichtheimia ornata
Lineage: Eukaryota; Fungi; Mucoromycota; Mucoromycetes; Mucorales; Lichtheimiaceae
Product: 40S ribosomal protein S9
Exons: 2
Coding region: 1-573 (190 amino acids)
Biological process (GO): translation; positive regulation of translational fidelity
Cellular component (GO): cytosolic small ribosomal subunit
Molecular function (GO): rRNA binding; structural constituent of ribosome
Source: RefSeq, a predicted model, not a curated record
AUGACUGGUGCUUCGCGUACUUACAGCAAGACCUCCAAGGUCCCUAAGCGCCCCUACGAGUCUGCUCGUUUGGACCAAGAAUUGAAGCUCGUUGGCGAGUAUGGUCUCAAGAACAAGCGUGAAGUCUGGCGUGUCGGUUUGACCUUGUCCAAGAUUCGUCGUGCUGCUCGUGAUUUGCUUACCUUGGACGAGAAGGACCCCCGUCGUCUCUUCGAGGGCAAUGCUUUGAUUCGUCGUUUGGUCCGCAUUGGUGUCUUGGACGAGAGCCGCAUGAAGCUCGAUUACGUCUUGGGUCUCAAGAUUGAGGACUUUUUGGAGCGUCGUCUUCAAACUCAAGUCUUCAAGCUCGGUCUUGCCAAGUCUAUCCAUCACGCUCGUGUCCUCAUUCGUCAACGUCACAUCCGUGUUGGUAAGCAAGUUGUCAACGUGCCUUCCUUCAUUGUCCGUUUGGACUCGCAAAAGCACAUUGACUUUGCCUUGACCUCUCCUUAUGGUGGUGGCCGUGCUGGUCGUGUCAAGAGAAAGAGAGCCAAGGCUGCUGAGGGUGGUGAUGAUGAGGAGGAUGAAGAGUAA